CAUAUGUUAUGCUCUUUGUCUGGGCCUCGAUAUCUGCCAUCUCGACUUGUCGAGGUACAGCCCCAAGAUUCCGGUCUUCACCUGAAGCUUGUUCGAGGAGAGAACCUGAAUCCAGAUGCAAAGUACACAGCUUUGAGUUACUGUUGGGGUAACGAUUCGGAAGUCUUGCUCGCCAAGGCUCUCAAAACAGAAAAUCUCGAGUCUUACGAGACUGAAAUUCCCUGGGAAACUCUCCCUCAGACGUUGCAAGACGCCGCAGUGACAACACACAGGCUCGGAAUGCACUUUGUCUGGGUCGACUCCCUAUGCAUCAUUCAAGAUGAUGACAACGACAAGGUCAAGGAGAUAGCCCAGAUGGCCCAGGUCUACAGCCAUGCAACACUGACGAUCAUGGUUAAUCGAGCUGCUCGAGCCAGUGAUGGCUUCCUGCAUCAGAGAUCACCCCCCCUUGGAACAAGUAACCUCCUCUUCCGCAGCCCCGAUGGUACAGAAGGAUGGGUUUCGCUAUACUUCAAACACGAAUUCUGGCAUGAAGAAAAAAGCAAGCUAGACAAGCGCGGAUGGGCGAUGCAAGAGCAUCUUCUCUCCCGCCGUACACUUGAGAUUGGGACUUAUAUGACGGAAUGGUCUUGCCGAACGGAACGCGGUCUGCCAAGCCAUAGUGACGGGUGGUCGAAUGAUCGACUUACUCGGGGUUUUGGAUCUCCCUUCCAGAAUGCGAGACGGAGAUGGUCCGCAGAUGAUGUUCUUGAUACAUGGGAGAUGGUUGUCAAAGCGUACUGCGACCGCUCUUUAUCUCUCCCGACAGACAAGAUCCUCGCCAUAUCAGGGAUCGCGGAGAGAUUUGCAUCCUCUACCCCCGGCAUUGGGCGAUACGCAGCAGGUUUGUGGGAAGAAGGCCUUCCAACAUCGCUUAUGUGGCAAACGUGGGAUCCGAGUCCCUCGCGACCAACAGAAUACCAAGGGCCGUCUUGGUCCUGGACCGCCAUACGUUCAAGAAUC
Molecule: messenger RNA, 1002 nt
Organism: Cryphonectria parasitica EP155
Lineage: Eukaryota; Fungi; Ascomycota; Sordariomycetes; Diaporthales; Cryphonectriaceae
Product: HET-domain-containing protein
Exons: 2
Source: RefSeq, a predicted model, not a curated record